Molecule: messenger RNA, 718 nt
Organism: Paramecium octaurelia
Lineage: Eukaryota; Ciliophora; Oligohymenophorea; Peniculida; Parameciidae
Source: the annotation of a GenBank genome assembly
AUGGAUAAUUAAUUUUAAGUUAAGAAAUAAUGUUCAUAAAAUAAAAGUGAUAAAAAGAACAUCAGAGGUUCUUAUAAUAAAAUCAAAGCUUAAGUCAAGCUUGAGAUUUUAUAGAGGCUUAAGUCAAACUAAGAGACAUUGAGCGAGAUUGCAAAGGACUUAAGCAUAAAUAGAGAGACACUUAGAUCGUUUUAGAAAAAUAUAGGAUAUAAAAAUCUAUAUUAACAACUAGAAGUUUAUAUUGUAAGCAAAUGCCUCUUCCGGCAAGAAUAGGAGGCUAAAUAAUUUAAGAAAGCUGAAAUUUCGAAAUUUGUUAAGUAAGAAAUCGAUAAUUACAAAAAUGAUUCUGAACUUCUUAAACUCAUAAACGGUAUCAAUGACAAACGAUUUUAGUCUAAAACAAGAGUAAAAAAACAGCCUAUCUAAUUUAAUUCAAAAAAUAGAAGAAUAAUUACCAAAAUUGUAUGUUUUAUAAUCCUAGCCGGGCAACAAGCGGCUAUAAAUAAUACUGAAGAUCAAUAAAUACCCAAAAAAAUUUAAGACGAUUAUUACAAUAAUUUCAUCAUAUCAUUCACAGCCUAAUUCCCAGUUUAUUUAGACAACUUUGAAUUUUCACAGCAAUCCGCAGAAUACGAUUCCAGCAUGAAUUCUUUUUAUCAGCAAACAGAGACCAGACCCUUUGGGGGAAAUUAUAUUUGAUUGAAUAUACAUAAGAGCA